Messenger RNA from Phytophthora infestans T30-4, 1344 nucleotides. RefSeq lists its product as uncharacterized. Gene Ontology annotation, molecular function: arylsulfatase activity. Lineage: Eukaryota; Oomycota; Peronosporomycetes; Peronosporales; Peronosporaceae. The record is from RefSeq and is a predicted model, not a curated record. Bases 1 to 1344 code for a protein of 447 amino acids. The transcript is spliced from 2 exons.
AUGGCUGCAAUAAGCCUGGUAUCUGUCACUGAAGCUCGGCCCAACAUUCUUGUCUUCUUCCUUGAUGAGCUGCGCUUCGACUGGGUUAACAACGGCACGGAGACGGACUUUCUCCAGACCCCACACAUCGAUAGCAUCCGUGAGCGUGGACUCCAUUUCAAGCGUGCAAUCACGGCUUCUCCGGUCUGUGGACCUUCGCGUGCGUGCUUUGCUGCUGCCAGUCAUUACGAAGAGGUCGGUGUGUUGACCAACCGCUACAACUUCCCGAUCAACCGCAUGACGACUUACUACAAACUACUACAAGAGGCUGGUUACCACACGAUGGCCGUCGGUAAACUCGAUUUGAACAAGAAUGAUACGCUCAACAGUUUCGGUUGGAACCACGACGGUAACCUACACGCCGAAGAGUGGGGCUUUUCCGACAUGGUCAACUGUGUCGGUGUCUUUGAGUCGUACUUCCUCGGUGAACCCUACCCGAAUGGAUCUUACAUUGAGCCCUAUACGGACUACUUACUGGAACACAACGCCACGGAUGUAUUCCUAAACGACACCCGCGCUCGAACGGUAGGGGGCAACACGAAGAUUGGAGACCCUCGAUUCUACAAGGAUACUUUUCCAAAUCCGCUUCCGGACGAGCUCUACAACGACAACUGGGUAGCCGACCAGGCUCUGCGGCUUCUUCGUGAGAAACCCGAUGAUAAGGAGUGGUUUAUGAUUGUGAACUGGAACGGACCGCACUACCCGAUGAGUAUCACGGAGAGCAUGUACGGCCGAAUGCAGAACCAAGUUUUUCCCCAACCGGUUGACUAUACCGGUAACUUUACUGCCGCCAUGCACAACCGAACGCGUGCCGACUACGCGGCCAUGAUAGAGAACAUUGACGCGCAUAUUGGUCGUAUCCUGGCGGCUGUAAACCUAAGUGAGACGGUCGUAUUUUCCGAGUGCUCACGCAUUUUGCUCGCUGAUCGUGCCUAUUGGGCGAACGACGAACGUCCUACAAAUGCUGGCGUGUCGCUUAUUGAUCUGGCACGUACUUUUCUAGAUGUUGGCGAGGUUGAGAACGUCCCUCCUCAAAUGUCGGAGGCCUAUUCGUUCCGAGCACUUCUUGAAGGAAAACCUUAUAAGAAGCGUGUGUUGCGAUCAGCGCUAGGAGCGUGGAAGCUCUGGUUUGACGGUCGUUAUAAGUACGUGAUUGGCUACAGCGACGACGAACCGAUGCUGUUUGAUGUGGAGACGGACCCGCACGAACGCACGAACCUUUUGUUGUCGACCAACAAGACAGAACUUGCUAACUAUGCCUGUAUCAUCCAAUGGCUGCUGGGCAAGGGCGAAGUGGUGCAGUAG